AUGCAAAGAAUUUGUGAGGAAUUAGUAAGUGCUAAAUCUCAAGCCAAUAUUUUUUCUCCUAUUGAUUCUCAAAUAGGAGGCAUUAGCAUAUUGCAAACUAAUAUCUCUAAUUUAAUUGAUAUUAAUAUUCAAAAAGAAUCUUUAUUUACUUUAGAUAACUCUGAUUAUGAAGAAGUUACAGAAAUUAAACCUGAAAGUGAUGAUAAUGAGGAAACUAUAAUAGAUUAUUUUGCUCCUGAUAUUGAAAGCAGUAAUAAAGAAAUAUUUGAAGAUUUUGAAAAUUUUGAAGACUUUAGUUAA
Dentiscutata heterogama is the source of this 300-nucleotide messenger RNA. The record is from the annotation of a GenBank genome assembly. Lineage: Eukaryota; Fungi; Glomeromycota; Glomeromycetes; Diversisporales; Gigasporaceae.